Acanthosepion pharaonis is the source of this 6378-nucleotide messenger RNA. The record is from the annotation of a GenBank genome assembly. NCBI's taxonomy places the organism in Eukaryota, Metazoa, Mollusca, Cephalopoda, Sepiida, Sepiidae.
AUGGAUAAUGUUGAUGGCUUCAAGGAACUUUUUAAUGCUCUGACAUCCGUGUCACAUGCCAGCAGUUAUCCCAGCAUCUUACCAAGCAGCCACCUUUCAAUUCUCAAAGAAAUGGAACAAUUCCAAAAACUGCUUCUAGCAGUCAUUACUCAUCCUCCAGUCUUCCAAAUCGACAGAAACAGUAACGGAACAAUGGGAUCCAAUUAUUUUUAUAUCCUUCGGAAACUCAUGCUCAACUGGAAUAACCUACAAAAUAAUUUGGUACAGAAUAGUUAUAAUGCCAAUGUAAGAUUAUUGGAGAAGUGGUUGCUGACUAACUCAACAGAUUUCUCAUCAUUAAAGACACCAAUUUACAGCAUCAACAAAGACCUCCUUGUUCAAUACUAUGCUUUGGAUUUUAUAAACAAAGAACUCACAAAGAUUAAAGAAACAAAUGGCAGUUGGAUGAUACAAUUUCUAAGUUCCUUUGAUGUGAAAAAUCUAUUAGAAUUAAUGCAAUCAUCUCCACAAAGUGGUAGAAUUGUGUUAGAAACAGUCAUAAAGUUGAUUGAAGAGCCAACCAAGUUGCUACAUCUGCUUGAUAGUAACAAAUGGAGUGUUGUUUGUCAGAAUGUGUCGGUUUUUAGAGAAAUGUUUGCUUUGGACACCUCCAAACAGGCAGGUAAUGACACAGUAUUGCAAUCAAUGUUUUGCAAGGAUGUUCUUCAAAAAGUCAACUUUAACAAACUACUACAAGACUUACAAAGCAACAAAGACUUUCAACAGAUGUUUACAUUAGUCUCUGACGUUCUUCAGUCUAAUUUGUUUCUGGUAAAUCACACAAGAAUCAGCCUAUCUCAAUUCAUCAAUGCUCACAUCACUUUCCAAAACAUUGUUAAUUCCUUGAAUUGGCAAAAGACCUUGAUGCUUACUAACAAUACGAUGGUUUCACAAUUUCUUCAACAUCUUAAAGCUGAAUGGUCAAAAUACACAAAUUCUCGCAUGCUAACUGGCUUACCACUUGUGCUUCCUGUAAUUGACAAACUAUGGACAAACAUCUAUGAUUUUCUACCAAUUUCUUUCAAGUGGCAGCAUCAGCAGUAUUACAUUCAGGUGUUGUCAAGCCAGAAGGUCUUGGAGUUUAUAACUCUACAUUUGGAACAAUUAAAUGGUACAACAGAUCUAAAAAAUUAUUUCCAGUCACCAACCAUCACACAAUUUAUUGACCUUCUUGAACAGAGUCCUACACUUGUUGACCUCCUACUAAGUACUUUUUGGCAGAUGAUUCAGCAACCCCAAAAGAUUUCAUUAUGGUUCCAGGACAAUUUUGAUAUUAAUAGGACCGUGGCCACAGUGGGUUCCAUUGGCGAUGUUUUAAAGGUCAUGACAGGCAGUAACUUACCUGCCAGUUUAUCCCAGCUGAUCAGCAUAAACGACCAAAGUCUAUUGCUUCAAAGUUAUAUCAUGGAUUUCCUGAAUUUGCAUCUGACAAAAAUCAAUGGGACAAAGAAUUUUGUACUGUUGCACUAUGUGAAUUCAUCUGAACUGAGUAAAUUGUUUAAGCUUCUUGAAGAAGUGCCAAAUGCUGUAAAAGUUCUUCUACAUACAAUUUUACGUUGGAAUCAAAAACCUGAAGAGGUCCAAAAUCUGUUAAAUACGGUCGACUGGGGUCAAAUGUGCAACAACAGUGCAUUAUUCAAUCAAAUAUUUGCAACAGAUAUUUUGGGAAGCGAAAAAGCAGACUUUCAUGGCACAAUCUGCAACAGAGUGCUACUGCAUGGUGACUUCAGCAAACUCCUUUCUGAAUUGAAUAGAAAUGUGGAGGGAUUCAGUACUCUUUAUUCAUCUAUUAAUCAAUUAUACAAAACGGGUUAUCGUCCCAAUGAACAGAGGCUAUUGGUACAUUCAUCAAUUUCCAUUUGGAAAAAAAUCAGUGCCACAAAGAAGUUUGUAUUGCAGGAUUUUCUGAAUUCAGAAGAUAUCAAGAAAUUGGUUGCAUUGCUUGAGGCAAGUCCUGAUGUUGUCAGUGUUUUCCUAAAUACGAUUCUACGUUGGAACCAAAAACCACAAGAGGCUGAAAAGCUGUUAAGCACGGUCAAAUGGGACCAGGUAUGCAACAAUAGUGCAGUAUUCAGUCAAAUAUUUGCAACUAAUGUUUUGGGAAAUAGAGCAGCCCAGUUCCAAGCUAAAGUCUGUGCCAGUGUAUCUUUCCAAGAAUUCUUCAACAGACCAUGGAUGGAAAUUCUUUCAAAGAUUCACGGAUUCCAAAGAUAUAUCACCUUAGUUGAUCAAUUAUACAAUGCCAGUUUUCCAUUGGAUGCAGUGAAGAUCAAUUUCACAGAGAUUUUCUUGAAUUCGGCCAAAUAUCAGAGUUUAAUUGAUUCAUUAAUUAUGAAUCCUCCCCAAUUAGUGAUUGGAACUGAUAACAGUUGGAUGAAUGUCUCUUCAUAUAUGAAAGACACCAAAAAGUUUCUUGCGGCCUUUGAAAAUGAACAGAUGAAUUUGGAAAAUGCCAGUCUACCAACUAUUUUGGCAACAAUUGGAGAAUCUUUGAAUAUGGCAUUCAGCGAGAUACCAGCAACGGUUGAUCCUGUAUUGUCAGAAAUGAAACGCCAACUCCUAAUGGAAAGCUAUUGGUACACAUUCAUCAAUUUCCAUUUGGAAAAAAUCAGUGCCACAAAGAAGUUUGUAUUGCAGGAUUUUCUGAAUUCAGAAGAUAUCAAGAAAUUGGUUGCAUUGCUUGAGGCAAGUCCUGAUGUUGUCAGUGUUUUCCUAAAUACGAUUCUACGUUGGAACCAAAAACCACAAGAGGCUGAAAAGCUGUUAAGCACGGUCAAAUGGGACCAGGUAUGCAACAAUAGUGCAGUAUUCAGUCAAAUAUUUGCAACUAAUGUUUUGGGAAGUAGAGCAGGCCAGUUCCAAGCUAAAGUCUGUGCCAGUGUAUCUUUCCAAGAAUUCUUCAACAGACCAUGGAUGGAAAUUCUUUCAAAGAUUCACGGAUUCCAAAGAUAUAUCACCUUAGUUGAUCAAUUAUACAAUGCCAGUUUUCCAUUGGAUGCAGUCGAAAAGCUGUUAAGUACAGUCAAAUGGGAUCAGGUAUGCAACAAUAGUGCAGUAUUCAGUCAAAUAUUUGCAACUGAUGUUUUGGGAAGUAGAGCAGCCCAGUUCCAAGCUAAAGUCUGUGCCAGUGUAUCUUUCCAAGAAUUCUUCAACAGACCAUGGAUGGAAACUCUUUCAAAGAUUCACGGAUUCCAAAGAUAUAUCACCUUAGUUGAUCAAUUAUACAAUGCCAGUUUUCCAUUGGAUGCAGUAAAGAUCAAUUUCACAAAGAUUUUCUUGAAUUCGGCCAAAUAUCAGAGUUUAAUUGAUUCAUUAAUUAUGAAUCCUCCCCAAUUAGUGAUUGGAACUGAUAACAGUUGGAUGAAUGUCUCUUCGUAUAUGAAAGACAUUAAAAUGUUUAUUGCGGCCUUUGAAAAUGAACAGAUGAGUUUGGAAAAUGCCAGUCUAUCAACUAUUUUGGCAACAAUUGGAGAAUCUUUGAAUAUGGCAUUCAGCGACAUACCUGCAGGUGUUGAUCCUGUAUUGUCAGAAAUGAAACGCCAACUCCUAAUGGAAAGCUAUUGGUACACAUUCAUCAAUUUCCAUUUGGAAAAAAUCAGUGCCACAAAGAAGUUUGUAUUGCAGGAUUUUCUGAAUUCACAAGAUAUCAAGAAACUGAUUGCAUUGCUUGAGGAAAGUCCUGAUGUUGUCAGUGUUUUCCUAAAUACGAUUCUACGUUGGAACCAAAAACCACAAGAGGUCGAAAAGCUGUUAAGUACAGUCAAAUGGGAUCAGGUAUGCAACAAUAGUGCAGUAUUCAGUCAAAUAUUUGCAACUGAUGUUUUGGGAAGUAGAGCAGCCCAGUUCCAAGCUAAAGUCUGUGCCAGUGUAUCUUUCCAAGAAUUCUUCAACAGACCAUGGAUGGAAACUCUUUCAAAGAUUCACGGAUUCCAAAGAUAUAUCACCUUAGUUGAUCAAUUAUACAAUGCCAGUUUUCCAUUGGAUGCAGUGAAGAUCAAUUUCACAAAGAUUUUCUUGAAUCAGGCCAAAUAUCUGAGUUUAAUUGAUUCAUUAAUUAUGAAUCCUCCCCAAUUAGUGAUUGGAACUGAUAACAGUUGGAUGAAUGUCUCUUCAUAUAUGAAAGACAUCAAAAUGUUUCUUGCAGCCUUUGAAAAUGAACAGAGGAGUUUGGAAAAUGCCAGUCUAUCAACUAUUUUGGCAACAAUUGGAGAAUCUUUGAAUUUGGCAUUCAGCGAGAUACCUGCACAAGUUGAUCCUGUAUUGGCAGAAAUGAAACGCCAACUCCUAAUGGAAAGCUAUUGGUACACAUUCAUCAAUUUCCAUUUGGAAAAAAUCAGUGCUACAAAGAAGUUUGUAUUGCAGGAUUUUCUGAAUUCAGAAGAUAUCAAGAAAUUGAUUGCAUUGCUUGAGGAAAGUCCAGAUGUUGUCAGUGUUUUCCUAAAUACGAUUCUGCGUUGGAACCAAAAACCACAAGAGGCUGAAAAGCUGUUAAGCACGGUCAAAUGGGAUCAGGUAUGCAACAAUAGUGCAGUAUUCAGUCAAAUAUUUGCAACUGAUGUUUUUCUAAGUAGAGCAGCCCAGUUCCAAGCUAAAGUCUGUGCCAGUGUAUCUUUCCAAGAAUUCUUCAACAGACCCUGGAUGGAAACUCUUUCAAAGAUUCACGGAUUCCAAAGAUAUAUCACCUUAAUUGAUCAAUUAUACAAUGCCAGUUUUCCAUUGGAUGCAGUGAAGAUCAAUUUCACAAAGAUUUUCUUGAAUCAGGCCAAAUAUCUGAGUUUAAUUGAUUCAUUAAUUAUGAAUCCUCCCCAAUUAGUGAUUGGAACUGAUAACAGUUGGAUGAAUGUCUCACUUUACCAAGGAAAAAUAAACAUGUUCUUGAAAAUUAUUCAGUUGUACUAUUUGGAUGAAAGGCUUCCAUUCUCACAGGACUUGAUAAAACUUAUCACUGGCUUGAACAAAGAGAUGCUGCCAACAGGUAUCACCACGCAAUUGAUUCAUGUCAAUCAAAACCUUGUCAUCUUGCACUCACUCAUGGAACUUAUUAACCCUAUCCUGAAGAAUGUUUCACAAAAUCAACAUAUAAACAUUUUGGACAUGGCCAACUCUGCAGAAAUGGUGCAAAUCCUUUCACUUCUCCAAGUGUCACCAGAUUCAGUCGAAAUAUUCUUGAAAUUGGCAAUGAAAAUUCUCCAAAACCCUCAAAGGAUCUUACCUUGGCUGAACCUUGACCAAUGGAAGCAGCUGUGUCACCCCUCAAUAAAUGGUGCUUUGAUGUCUUCCCUUUUUGGUAAUGUCAGUGCUUCCCAACUUCCAUUUGCAAUCAAGCAGAUUCAUAGCAUGCUUUGUUCUUUUCUUCAACAAAAUGUUACCCUUGAGACAUUUAUCAGCCAAAUAUCUCCAAUUCCUGGCUUCUCAAAGUUCUAUAAAAUGAUUUCAACUAAUACUUUCACCAAUAUGUCUGUCAACUCAACUGCACUGGUUGCCGAAGUGAAACAGUUUCAAGCAUAUCUGAUGUCUCUAUCAGCCAAUCCCCCAGUUUUAUACUGGAACCUGGAGAAAAUACUGCCCAGGAACAACAGUCUUUUACUGAACAUAUUGGACAAAUAUAACAAAAAAAUAUUGUCAUCAGACACAAAGAGUAUUGUCUCUCGCUUGAAAAUUCUUGAUGACUUGCUCAGUCAACAUCUUCCAUCAGCAGUCAUCUCCCGUUUCCAAAUGGUCAAGAAGUACCUCCUUAUUCAACAGUCUCUCAUGCAAUUGCUUAAUCAGCCACUAAAACAAAUUAAUGCUACAGGAGAGUUUAUUCUUAUGGAUGCUGUGAAAUCGCAAGAAUUGAAAAAGAUUAUUUCUCUGGUUCUGGCUUCCCCAGGAAUGGCAAAUCUCUUGCUGGAAACAUCACUGCAAUUGUUAAAUGAUUAUCAAAAGAUUUCAUCUAUUAGCAACCCAGGCACAUGGCAGAACAUCUGCAACAACCCCCAACUAUUAAACAAGGUCUUCAAUCAGACAGUUGCCGCCUAUUACUAUGUGAAUUUGACCCAGCUGCAGUCCAGAUUAUGUAAAGAAGUGAAUGGUACCAAAUUGUGGAUUGAAUUACAACAGAACUUUGACCCCAGUGGCCAAAUUACUCAUCUCUUGAUGCCAACCAGAAAUGUGACAAUAGACUAUACAGCAGUAGCAGAUGAAGUGACACUAUUUUAUAAUCUGCUUAUGUCCCUGUCAUCCCAUAAGAUGCUGACCUUCAAGGUGACAAAGGAUGACAUCUGGUGGAGUGACAACUUUAAUAAGUUGAUUGAGUCCUUUGUCAAUACUACAAAAAUGCAACCCAUUCAGUUCAAGUAA